This is a messenger RNA of Aspergillus candidus, 612 nucleotides long. RefSeq lists its product as uncharacterized. The transcript is spliced from 3 exons. The record is from RefSeq and is a predicted model, not a curated record. Lineage: Eukaryota; Fungi; Ascomycota; Eurotiomycetes; Eurotiales; Aspergillaceae. The coding region runs from base 137 to 403 and encodes 88 amino acids.
AUAAAUACAUCGAAGUAUCUCCCCCAGAAUCCCAUCUUCCAUCCUCAUCAACAGCAAGCCUCCGAACAAUCCACAACCCCAAUCAAAACAGCACUCUUCUUUUCCAUCCCACAACACCAAACCCAACUCUUCCAAAAUGAAGCUCAUCGCUAUCGUCUGCACCCUCAUGGCCGCUGCCUCCGUCAGUGCCUCCACCAUCGAGGCCCGUGAUACCUGCGGUGCCGGCUACGGUGGUGACCAGCGCCGCACCAACAGCCCUUGUGCCUCCUCCAACGGCGAUAGGCACUUCUGCGGUUGUGAUCGCACCGGCAUUGUCGAGUGCAAGGGUGGCAAGUGGACUGAGGUCAAGGACUGCGGCAGCGGCACCUGCCACGGUGGCAACCAGGGCGCUGCCCAGUGCUAGAGCGAGAGCGGCGCGCGUCUUGCCAGUUGAAUUGGACUGGUCCCGCGACAAUGGCCGCUGCUGGGGAAAAGUAGUUGGGAAGAUUCAACAUCGGACCAAUUGACUGGCUUUUUGGCGGAACUUGAUCCAGAACUGAGGCUUGGACUACUGUGUUACUCGUCAUUCUUUGAUCCUUCUAUAGUGUGCAUAUAUAUACAGUGCUGUUUGCC